AUGGAUGUGUCAGUAGAAGAAGUGACAGACACCAUUGUAAAACCCUCAGCAACACCAGCAACCAUUGCCAUCCCUGCAGUGAGUGAGACUGCAUCACCAGCCAUUACAGCAACCAUUGCCAUCCCUACAGUGAGUGAGACUGCAUCACCAGAAGCCGCUGCUUUGGGACCAACAACCCUGUUGGAAUACUUUUCACCAGUAAAGCCAUGGGAAAGGGACUGGCAUCCAGUGCAAGAAAAACUGCUUGAUUACGUGCUGGAUGUCAAACGGCCUGGAGCUGAAAUUAUUGUCAAGGAGGGGAAAUUGUGUCUCAUUAGAGAGGAGUUUUGGAGCUUGGGUUUGCUGAGGGAUAUGGAUUCACACAUUGGAAACGCCUGCAUGCAGCUUAUUAUUGAAAUGGCUCGGAAUAUUGGCAAAGAUAUAUGCAUAGAGAGCUUUUAUGUUGUUCCUACUUGGAAGGAAACCCCAAACAUUGUUACAGCAUUACCGGAGGAUGCAGAUAUGAAAGACUUGAUAGUCUUUCCAGCAUGGACAAAAGCUAAUGGCCCUGACCAUUACAUUGUCUGUGUAAGGAAUUAUUUCUUACUAGAUAUUGAGUGUCUCAUAGAUAUGUUGAUUACAGCGUAA
This is a messenger RNA of Carassius carassius (crucian carp), 627 nucleotides long. RefSeq lists its product as uncharacterized. The record is from RefSeq and is a predicted model, not a curated record. Lineage: Eukaryota; Metazoa; Chordata; Actinopteri; Cypriniformes; Cyprinidae. The transcript is spliced from 6 exons. The coding region runs from base 1 to 627 and encodes 208 amino acids.